Molecule: messenger RNA, 4257 nt
Organism: Orussus abietinus
Lineage: Eukaryota; Metazoa; Arthropoda; Insecta; Hymenoptera; Orussidae
Gene: Cul1
Product: cullin-1
Exons: 14
Coding region: 279-2612 (777 amino acids)
Biological process (GO): SCF-dependent proteasomal ubiquitin-dependent protein catabolic process; protein ubiquitination
Cellular component (GO): SCF ubiquitin ligase complex
Molecular function (GO): ubiquitin protein ligase binding
Source: RefSeq, a predicted model, not a curated record
UACGUGAAGCAGCGGAUAUAUCGCGCGAGGCGAGCGAGGGAGCGAGCGAGAGCAGCCACCGCGAAUUGGUUCGUCUCGGAGGAAUCCUCCGUACUUUCGGGGCCGUUUCGAGAGUGACUGCGGAAAAUUCUCGUGAAACCCCCGAAAGCCCGGUAGGCUGGAUAACCAAGCUCAUCGACGGACCGUUGGCCUGUUAUGCGGCGAUAAACCUCCACGGGAAAAUCGUAGUAGUAAGUAGUAGGAAGCGGACGAUCACUCAUCAGGCUCACACAAACAGUAUGUCUGGGCAUAGAGGUGGUGGAGGCCCCGGAAGCCAUCACGGUGGCCCACCAGGUCUCAAACAAAUCGACCUCGACCAGAUCUGGGGGGACCUGCGAGAAGGCAUCGAGCAAGUUUACAACAGACAAUCCAUGUUCAGGCCCAGAUACAUAGAAUUGUAUACACAUGUAUAUAAUUACUGUACGAGUGUACAUCAACAGCUAACGAGAACGUCUUCUAAAAGCAAAAAAGGCCAAAUUUCCACCGGAGGUGCACAGUUGGUCGGCUUGGAAUUGUAUAAACGCCUGCGUGAUUUCCUCAGAAAUUACCUGGUCAAUUUAUUAAAACAUGGUAUCGACUUAAUGGACGAGGAUGUGCUGCAGUUUUACACAAGACAAUGGGAGGAGUAUCAGUUCAGCAGUAAAGUACUGAAUGGAGUAAGCGCUUAUUUAAAUCGUCAUUGGGUGCGCCGGGAGUGUGAAGAAGGACGUAAAGGAAUUUAUGAGAUUUAUCAGUUGGCUUUGGUCACGUGGAGAGAUAACUUAUUUAAACAUCUAAAUAGACAAGUAACAAAUGCGGUGCUGAAAUUAAUAGAACGCGAGAGAAACGGAGAGACAAUAAAUACACGAUUAGUGAGCGGAGUGAUAAACUGUUACGUAGAGUUGGGUCUCAACGAAGAAGAUCCUGUUGCAAAAGGACAGAAUCUCACGGUGUACAAGGAUUCCUUUGAAAAUAUUUUCCUCGAGGAUACCGAAAGGUUUUACACUCGAGAGAGUUCAGACUUCCUUAGGCAAAAUCCUGUAACGGAAUAUAUGAAGAAGGCCGAACAGAGGAUAUUAGAGGAGCAGAAACGCGUCCAGGUAUAUCUACAUCAGACGACGCUCGAAAGGUUAGCCAAAACCUGCGAAAGGGUGCUCAUCGAGAUUCAUCUGGACAUUUUCCACUCGGAGUUUCAGAACUUAUUAGAUGCUGAUAAGAACACAGAUUUGGGCAGAAUGUAUCAGUUGGUAGCGAGGAUACCGAAUGGCUUGGGGGAGCUGCGAAAUCUCCUAGAAAUCCACAUUGCUAAUCAGGGAUUGGCAGCCAUUGACAAAUGUGGUGAUUCCGCUGCUAAUGACCCUAAGGUUUACGUAAACACUAUUUUGGAGGUGCACAAAAAAUAUAAUGCUUUGGUAUUGGUUGCAUUUAAUAACGACAGUGGUUUCGUGGCAGCCCUUGAUAAGGCCUGCGGUCGAUUUAUCAACAGUAACUCCGUCACCAGGGCGGCCAACAGUAGUAGCAAGUCGCCGGAACUGCUGGCUAAGUACUGCGAUUUGUUGCUGAAAAAGAGCAGUAAAAAUCCGGAAGAGGCUGAACUCGAGGAUACCCUAAAUCAAGUCAUGGUAGUAUUCAAGUAUAUCGAAGACAAGGAUGUGUUCCAAAAGUUCUACAGCAAAAUGCUAGCAAAACGAUUGGUGCAACAUAUGUCUGCUAGUGAUGACGCAGAGGCCUCGAUGAUUUCCAAGCUGAAGCAGGCUUGUGGUUUUGAGUACACUUCGAAACUCCAGCGAAUGUUCCAGGAUAUUGGAGUUUCAAAGGAUUUGAACGAACAGUUUCGAAGACAUCUGACGAAUUCCGCUGAGCCUUUAGACAUUGACUUCAGUAUACAAGUACUGUCAUCUGGCUCGUGGCCAUUCCAGCAAUCCUUCACAUUCUCCUUACCCACCGAGCUGGAGAGGUCUGUGCACAGGUUUACUGCAUUUUACAGUUCGCAGCAUAGUGGCAGAAAAUUAAACUGGCUGUAUAAUAUGUCAAAGGGGGAGUUGCUUACGAAUUGCUUUAAAAAUAGGUAUACGCUACAAGCAUCGACUUUCCAAAUGGCAGUUUUAUUACAAUACAACGGCUCCACAAUAUGGACGAUACAGCAGCUGCAUGACGCCACGCAAAUCAAAAUGGAUUUUCUAAUACAAGUAAUUCAGAUCCUUUUAAAAGCGAAAUUGUUAACGGCAGCUACAGAUGACGAAGCCGAGUUAACGCCACUUUCCACGGUGGAACUUUUUACGGGAUAUAAGAAUAAAAAGUUAAGAGUUAAUAUCAAUAUACCAAUGAAAACGGAACUGAAGGUGGAGCAGGAAACCACACACAAGCAUAUAGAGGAGGAUCGGAAGUUGCUGAUCCAGGCAGCUAUUGUCAGGAUCAUGAAAAUGAGGAAAGUCUUGAAGCAUCAGCAAUUAGUGGCUGAGGUUCUUAAUCAAUUGAGCUCCAGGUUCAAGCCAAGAGUGCACGUUAUAAAAAAAUGUAUAGAUAUUUUAAUAGAGAAAGAAUAUCUGGAACGGACGGAAGGUCAGAAAGACACGUAUAGCUAUCUGGCAUGAUGUGCCACGGUGAAAGAACUCCGCAGCAGCUUUCGCGUUAGCAAGAGCACCAUCGACAGCAGAAGCAGGGUGCACUUAGUGCGAAGAGGCUGGAGCUACUUCGCUGUCAUUGACCUGACACUAUAUAUUUAUUUAAAACGUCGCCGAUCGAUUCUCUCCUCUUCUGUACAUGGAUGCCCCUGUACCGCGUUGUCCCCUCUGGUCGCAUUUAGAAACUGAUUUUUAUAUAUAUGUAUAUAUGUAUAUAAUAUAUGCAUAUAUAUAUAUACAUAUAUAUAAGAUGUUAAUAAAAAUGGUUUCAUUGGCCACCUCGUUGUCUUAGGUGUGUUAUUGUUCACAAGAGGGUUUUUCGCUCCAUUGGUGAGCACUACUCGUGUAACUUGUACAUUCUGCUUCGGUGGUGGCUGUAGCAAAGCGACUAGUUGGACCGAUCACCUUGAGGUGUCAAAUUGUACCUACGGAGAGAAGGGCUGAGUGUAAGUCCGGCGAAGACCUCUUUGCUGAGAGCUUCGAAUGCCUUCCAGAGGUUUCCAGUGGGCUUUCGAUGUUUCCAACGUGGAGUCUAGAGGACUGCGGAGAGAGUUUGGAAAUCGAGGAGGUAUUUGUGACAAAAAUUUGUUGUUCUCAAAGACUGUGUAAAUGACCUCGAUGGCUUUCCGGGGAGUUUGAAGAUUUCCAAGGUGGCUUCGGGAAGCUUUAGGGGACGUUUCGGUGAAUGUAAAGGCGUCUAAGUGAUUCGAAAGGGAAACUUGCGAAAUGUUCAAAGAGGUCUGCAUCGAAGAGGGUUAACUUGGCCUUAGGUUACGUCGAAGGCUUCGGUGACUAGAUAUAAUGUACUUAUAUGUCUCGCAGGGAAAUGACACACACGUGAUUGUCGCCAGAUCGUUUGUGAUUCGAUAUCGUCGGACGAGGGUUAGAUGGGAAAUGAUUGUACAUUAUUUCUGUGUUAAUUAAGCAAUAUGUACUAUAUUGUAUCCUUAUCAUCUGUGAUCGUGGUACUCGUCGUAUACUGAGUUGCCAUUCUUACACUUAAAAGUUUAUAUCACUUCUACUCGAAAACCAUUUGGCUGGAUGUCUUUUUGCAAUUUAUUAAUAUCUCUUUGGUUAUGUCGUAAUGAAUUCUUCGCCUUUGGCUAGAUUCGAUUUGUUUACCAUUUAUUUCGAGGUGAUUCAAGUUUACACUUGUCAGUUUUUGAUAUACAAUCUUUUUUUUUCAAAUGAUGGAAAUUUUGCUCGCUUAUGCAUAAAUGUAAUAUUGUAACAAAUGGUUACCAUUAGGUCUCUGACGAAUUGUUUGUAGCGUAGUGAGAUUAUAUAUGUACACGCGAAGUGCUGAAAAUCUUUUGUAACUAUAAUUACCCAUUGUUCUUAUGUUACUGUUACGUUAAUAUUUUGUUAUUGUUGUUAACGACUUGUGGCAAUCACGUGGCUGUUGUAAAGGAAAUAUGUCAACCUCGAAAUUAGUUCUUUUAUCUGCGAUUUAAUGGUAAUUAUCGGGGAUAAGAAGUUACGCAGGACGAAACACUCCUGCUCGUCACACUUUUCUCCACACAUGAAGUGUCUAUUUUAAAAUACAAUACAAAAUUUAUAACCUAUACAUCUUCGUGUAUAAAUAAAAGAAACACUAGAUUUUGUAACAUUUUUA